Messenger RNA from Hibiscus syriacus, 1813 nucleotides. RefSeq names its product iridoid oxidase-like. Bases 30 to 1610 code for a protein of 526 amino acids. Lineage: Eukaryota; Viridiplantae; Streptophyta; Magnoliopsida; Malvales; Malvaceae. Gene Ontology annotation, molecular function: oxidoreductase activity, acting on paired donors, with incorporation or reduction of molecular oxygen; monooxygenase activity; iron ion binding. The transcript is spliced from 3 exons. The record is from RefSeq and is a predicted model, not a curated record.
AGCAAAUGUGAGAGACAGACACUGCCAUAAUGGGUUUGUUCAAUUCAUACAUCUCCAGCUCCGGUGACUAUUUUUCAGGCACCAUAAUCUUAGCGCUGACAAUGUCCAUUGCUUCCUAUUUCCUCAUCCCUGUCCUCUUGGGUGGUCGCUCCAAAAACUGGAAGAAUGCACCACCCGGCCCCGUCGGUUGGCCCAUCCUCGGCAGCCUUCCACACCUCUCCAAUCGUCUCCAUGAAGAUUUCUUUAACUUGGCCAAGAUCUAUGGUCCGCUUUUCUGUCUAAACCUGGGCGUAAAGCCGGCCAUAGUGGUGUCAUCACCAGAAAUGGCGGCUCAAGUGUUGAAGGAGAAGGAAGGCAUGUUCUCCAGUCGGACCAUAACCGAGACCAUUCGAGUCAUUUCAUAUGAUGCUCAUUCCAUCAUCUUCUCACCCUAUGGUCCGAGGUGGAAGGCCCUUCGUAGGAUCUUGAUAACUGAACUGCUUUCUCCUAAGGCCUUUGAACAAUUCGAGCCACUUCGUACCUCUCAGGUUCAUGGUGUGCUCAAGUAUUUAUACGUGAUCUCAAAGGCCAACACUCAAGUGAAUAUAGCAGAAUAUGCAUUCACAGCAUUGGCCAACCUAGUGAGUAACUUCGUUUGCUCCAAAAACCUUUUCGACAACUCAAAGCCCGAAGGAAGGAAAAUGAAGGAGAGGUUCUGGGAACUGAUAAAGAUGAUCGGCACACCAAACUUUUCGGAUCUCAUCCCGAUUGUUAAACCAUUGGAUCCACAAGGGUUGAAGAGGAACACCAGCAAGGUCUUUUCGCAAUUGGACGCUUUCUACGACAAGUUAAUUGCCGAGAGGAUUGCUGAGAAGGAAAAAGCUCAACUUCACGGCACACCCUACAAGCAGAAAAUGGACAUGCUGGGAGUUCUUUUGAGCUAUGAGAGUAAUGAUAAAGAACAUGGCUUGGAAAAAUUCUCAAGAUCCAUAGUCAAAGGAAUGCUUUCCGAAAUGUUUAUUGCGGGAACAGAGACAACGUCCAGCACUGUGGAGUGGGGCAUGGCGGAGAUCCUAAGGAAUCCUAAAGUGCAUCAGCAACUGGUACAAGAACUGGACCAGGUCAUAGGGAAGGACAGAUUUAUGGUGGAGAGUGACAUCCCGAACCUUCCAUACCUUCAAGCAGCAGUGAAAGAAGUUUUCAGGCUGCACCCCGGUGUUCCACUCAUCAUCCCUCGUCGCACCAACGAGGCAUGCGAGGUAGCCGGCUACCAUAUUCCCAAGCACUGCAUCGUUUACGUGAACGUAUGGGGAAUGGCAAGGGACCCCAAGGUGUGGGAAGACCCUUUAGAGUUCAAGCCUGAGAGGUUCAUCGGGUCAAGCGUGGACGUGAAGGGCCAAGACUUCAACCUGCUGCCGUUUGGGACGGGGAGAAGGUCGUGCGUUGGAUGGCCGCUGGCUCAUCGCAUGGUGCAUUACUACUUGGCAGCUCUGCUGCAUGCCUUCGAUUGGGAGUCGCCUCCGGAUGUCCUGAAUGAUUUGGGGGAGAGAGUGGGGCUUACCAUUCAGAAGGGUAAGAGCUUGCUCAGCACCCCCAAAGCUCGACUGCCGGCCUGUGUUUAUGAGCGUUAGAAGCCAUCCCAGCUACUAGUUGUUAAGUGGUGGGUGGUCUUAGUGUCUAAUGUUGUUUAAUAUGUAUGCUAAGGGACAGGGUUGCCGUAUGAAGGUUUGGUAGCUCUAUGUGUCCAGUUUCAUGUGCCGGAAUGAACGUUCGGUAGCAACCUAUGAUCUAAGUAUCCGUGCCUUAUAGCAAUAAAUUGUGGUGUUUUAUUUUU